This is a messenger RNA of Salvia splendens (bonfire salvia), 915 nucleotides long. RefSeq lists its product as uncharacterized. Gene Ontology annotation, molecular function: catalytic activity. The transcript has a single exon. The record is from RefSeq and is a predicted model, not a curated record. Bases 1 to 915 code for a protein of 304 amino acids. NCBI's taxonomy places the organism in Eukaryota, Viridiplantae, Streptophyta, Magnoliopsida, Lamiales, Lamiaceae.
AUGAAGCCACUUACUUCCCCUAACCCGGACAAGUUCUCGAAGGCGUUGGGGAUGUCCUACAAGGGCUCGAACAUCAAUGGGAAAAUAUGGAUUUUUGUGGAGGAGGAGGCGGAUUUUGUAGUGGAGGAUAACUCGGAACAAAUGUUUCAUGGGAGGUUUACGUGUCCUCGGAUACCAAAUCCUAUUAUGCUCUCGGCCGUGUAUGCCAAAUGCACGAGAGGGGAGCGGCUCGCUCUUUGGGAAAAGAUGAGGGACAUUACUCAAGUGUUGGAAGAGAUGCCUUGGUUCAUUGGAGGGGACUUCAACACCAUCCUCUCCACUCGAGAUAGAACGGGAAGUGACACCAAUCGGCAGGCGGAGAUGGUAGACUUUGCCGAGGCCAUUGAGGAUUGCAGACUUAUGGACCCAGGAAUUGAUGGGUCAGAAUACACUUGGGCAAAGAAUGGCCUUAUGGAAAGAUUGGAUCGGGUGCUAGUCAGUGAAACGUCAUCCCAACUGUUUGACGCAAUAAGAGUCACUAAUCUCCCCCACAUUGCUUUGGAUCAGGGACCAAUCCUCGUCAGAUGCAGAAUGCCGAACAACCACGAGGGUGGCAGAGCGUUCCGGUUCCAAAACAUGUGGGUAAGGCAUGAGGGCUUUGCCGGGGUGGUGCAAGACGAUUGGAUGGCUCCUACAGAAGCUCCUCGCCUUCUCAACUUAAAGAUCAAGCUUGCAAGGAUCAAAAGAAAGUUCAAACGGUGGAACAAAGAGGUCUUUGAGAAUAUACACGCCAAUCUCAAAACUUGUGAAGAGAACAUUGCCGUGGCUCAAUCGGAGUUCGAAGGAAACCCCUCAGCCCGGAAUAGAGCGGAGGUCAACAAACAAAUAGCCGAGUACAUCCUUCUUCUCAAGAUGGAGGAAGACUUUUGGGGUUAG